Messenger RNA from Heterobasidion irregulare TC 32-1, 2696 nucleotides. RefSeq lists its product as uncharacterized. The transcript has 7 exons. Gene Ontology annotation, biological process: regulation of transcription by RNA polymerase II. The record is from RefSeq and is a predicted model, not a curated record. Gene Ontology annotation, molecular function: transcription coregulator activity. Bases 705 to 2063 code for a protein of 452 amino acids. Gene Ontology annotation, cellular component: core mediator complex; mediator complex. NCBI's taxonomy places the organism in Eukaryota, Fungi, Basidiomycota, Agaricomycetes, Russulales, Bondarzewiaceae.
CGAAAUAGAUGCAAUGAUCGCGAAUGGGACUAUCCUGGGAUGGGAUAUUAGCAAAGCCAGAUCACGUAGCAGUCAAACCAAGUUCUAGCGAAUAGAAGGUACAGGGGACUAUUCAAGGGGCACAGGAUGCAUGAAAAGGUUUGAGCUUUCCAGAAAGAAGAUGCUUUCGGGUGCAAAAAUAGCCACUCCAUGCGAGAAGGUAUCCGAACAGCACUCAGACUUGCCUGCCAUAGCGAGGUGAUUCGUGGCAGGCUGGGGCUGAGCGCUAUGCACGCCCCAUCAGUCACGACGGCUGUUACUACUGCGCGUCGAAAGGAUGCCUGCGCUCCACAGGGAAUGGUGGAGCAUCGUGAGAACAGCAACUGAAGAAGUACUGCGGCACAUCGAGUAGCAUGUUGACCAUUUUGAGAUUUAACCGCGUACACGUCGACUUGAACGGUAUAUACGCAGGCUUCUCAUCUUAUGGCUGAGCCGAGGCAUAUAAGCAAGAGCCGAGAGCAUGAGAUGACCCGCGGCUGAUAGCAAAGUAUGCGCUCACUAUGCUCGGCAAGGAGAUAGCCUGCCACAAGACGACGGCAAGUCAGGACUCACCAUAGAGGACGCGGACGGUAGAACGGUUUCUUUGCACGACGUUCGCUGCCGAGCAAAGGGUCGGACUCUGAGACUGAGCGCGGGCGCUCCUGUAUGGGGUCGUCCAUGGCACGAUGUCCAGUGGUGGAAGGCCUUAUCUGAGAGGCUGUUGUGGAUCUGACGCGGGAGUGAGGGUGGGAAGGAGAGAAAGUAGAGAGAUCUGGGGAGAUGAUGGGGUCAAAAGGCUGACUAACCGCCGUCCCAUCUGCCUCCGCCGGCUCCGCCACCCACGCGUGCCGGUGCUCGGGCCGGAGUGUUGUGCUGAUGUGAGAGUCGCCGGCCGAGUGCCCGACUUGGCCGCGGUGGCAGAGGCUCAGUCACGGUCCCUUGUCUCGUCAUUCCUCCUCGCCGGCAUGGACGUCGACGACCCCUCUAUCCCUCCCGCCCCCGCCGUGCACACCAACGCAGUCGCUGGCCCCUCCUCACACCCGCACUUCCCCGUUCUCUAUCUCCCCCCGCCAGGGGCUCCACAACCACCUCCCCUCCUCACCAGCACACAGGACCUCAUCUCCCGAUUCAACCUCCUCCCCGCGUACGACAAGUUUGUCCGCCCCUUCGCUGCCCCCGUCGAUGGCCAAUCCUCCAACCACCCCCCAACGCCCGCACCCACCGCCAUUGCCACGGCACCAGCGCAGGACAAGGGCAAGGGCAGAGAGCGCGAGCCAGAAACACCCUUGCCCGCAAACGCCCUCAGCCCCGGCGCACAGCCCGACGCAGACGACGACGACGGGAAGGAUGGAAAGAAGAAGAAGAAUAGCUAUAAGCACCUCAUCAAGGGCAUCCCUGGUCGUCACUCGAUGAAGAAGGACGACUUCUUGACCGACAUCAUCCAGGUUCCGCCCAAGCAGCGCAUCACAAUCGCCCCGUUCGACUUGCGCACACAGCGCGAUGCGUUCUCCGUCUCGUUGGAAGGUCUCAAGGGCUGGAAUAUCCAUGCGCUUGUCCUCGAGUCCACGCAGGCCCGCGAAGAUAGGAAGAAACGGAAAGAGCUCAAAAAACUCGCCAAAGCACAAGGCGCCACCGCACUCGCCAAUCCUAUAUCCACACCCGUCGCCGCCGCCGCACCAACGCCACCCGCCCCAGCUCGCGCCCGGAGCAGCACGCCCCAUCGGUCCUCGACCCCCGCACGCCCACCGCCCCCAGUCCUGCCUCAGCAACAACAGCAGCAACAGCACUACCAACAAUCGAGGGGCGUCAAGCGUGAUCACGAGGAAAGCAUAUCGCACGCGAACACCCAGGGCCCAGGGUUCGCCACGAACGGUGCGGGGCCGAUGAAAAACGGGUCGGCGCCGACACCCGUGGGGGCCUCGAAGGCCGGUGUCCCGGGCGCGAGGCCGCGGCCGGUGAAGAAACAGCGCGUGGAUAUCCAGGGCCAGGCGAGAGACAUGCACCCACACCUGCCCGUGCAGCAGCCGACGCCGCAGGGGGUGUAGCUCGAUCGCAACGCUUGAUAUAAUGCAACGACCCAGUCCGCCGUGCCCGCCGACGUCCCGCAACAUACAUAUUUAUUGCGAACCCGAAAAUGCGGGCUGAUCCCCGCGCACCGUUUGGCGAUCUCGCUUGGCCUUUCCUCCUCCUUGUACCGAACUUUCGCCCUUCUCAGAAUGUUCACCUCUGGUGGCCGCACAUCAGGGCAUACAGUACGCCUUACCAUGCGUCAUCCGAGUAUUGGCUGUUAUGACCCGUCUGCUCCUGUCUGCGUCUAAUCGCAGACCCUCAUCCCAAACCUAACACAACGCGUCUGCUCUCUCCUCAUCUCUCUCCGAGCAAUAAGAUAGGCAUCAUACUGCCCCCUUCCCACCCGUCCCGCCCCAUCCUACUCAUCCUCGAAUCCCUGCCUGCUUGUCCCUCUCCCUUGUCUUUGUGCACUCUACCGUCUGCCUAUCUUCAACUGUCCCAGGGGCAUCGUCACGCUCGACUCGACUUCACUCCACUCCACCCCAACCACGCCAUACAUACACAUAAACACACCCAGCCAUUCAUCGUUUGGUUAUUCCGGUCCUUUUUUUUUAUUACCUUCUCGCUGCCAAUUCAGUUGUUUUGUUCGACCGUGUGUCGUUGGUGUC